AUAUUGGUAAAAGGAAGGACUUGCCCAUUUUCUUCUUUCUUCAGCUAUAGCGUCUCUGAUCGAAAAACAAAGGGCAUUAAACCAUUAAGUGGGAGUUUUGUUUUCAGCUAGCUUGCUCAAAUGGCUUUUCUUUUCAACAAAUUCCAAGAUGCUGUUAGAAUCCUUGCAAAAAGCCCCACUUUUGCUAGGUACAGAAGGAAACUCCAAUUUGAAGACGAUAUCAAUCUCCUCUUCAUGUAUACCAGUUACAAUCGUCUAGGAAAGAAUGCCGAUGAGGCCGAUGCCGAGGAGAUUAUCGACAUGGCUAGUAAGGCCUCUUUUACUGACCAACAAAUGCAAGUGCAGGAAAAUGUUCAUUUUCAAAUUAAAAACUUUUGCACUGUUAUGGAUGAAAUCCUUCUUCCUGGCAGUGCUGUUCCCAUGACAAGACCAAUAAAACGUGCUGAACUCUCACUGAGGUUGAAGGAUUCCAUUGGCUACUCGCUUGAUGUCAAACCAUCUCAAAUACCCCACAAUGAAGCCAGCCAAGGUUUGUAUUUGAAUGGUGAAGCUAAUGUUGGUGCUGUAAUUGCCAUUUACCCUGGUGUUAUAUACACUCCAUCUUAUUACCGAUAUAUUCCUGGAUACCCUAGAGUUGAUGCUCGAAACAGAUAUUUGAUCACAAGAUAUGAUGGGAUUGUCAUCGAUGCUCAACCUUGGGGAUAUGGGGGUGAAACACGUGAAAUAUGGGAUAGCUCAACAAUGCAAGAUACGGGGCCCGACACGGAUGAGACAAUGCUUGGUAAGGCUUUGGAAAACAAUGCUUUGGAGUGUAGAAACCCUUUAGCGUUUGCCCAUUUCGCCAAUCACCCUACUGAAGAAACUGUGCCAAAUGUGAUGGUUUGCCCUUAUGACUUCCCACUGACUGAAAAAGACUUGAGAAUUUAUAUUCCAAACAUAUCAUUUGGUAAUGCAGAAGAACAAAAAGUGAGGAGAUUAGGCAGCUCUUGGUUUAGAGGGAGUUCAAGAAAUAGUUGGUUAGAUGACUCGGACUCAGAUGGUCCUGUUUUGAAGACUCUUGUUUUGGUGGCUACUAAAGCACUCUGUGAUGAAGAAGUGCUGUUGCAAAGACCAUUAUGGUAUUAUUCUGUGGACAAAGACGAGGAUUGAAAGAGAUGGAGCUACAUUCAUAGAGCAAAGGUAUUGACAACUAAAAUUAUGGCCAGUCAGUGUAGAUUGUAACACACAUGCUAUGCAUUCAGUUAGGAUGAAAUAGUCAUGAAAGAAAAUGAGGGAAAUAAUCCUUUUUUUUGGUAUACAUUCAGACUGAAAAUGACUGAGUUCAGACAUUGAAUGUAAUAAAACUAUGUUUCUUGUCAUUGUUUUACAUUGAAUGAAACUCUGAUCUUUUUGAGUGAAAGCUAAUAA
Messenger RNA from Gossypium raimondii (Peruvian cotton), 1407 nucleotides. RefSeq lists its product as uncharacterized. Lineage: Eukaryota; Viridiplantae; Streptophyta; Magnoliopsida; Malvales; Malvaceae. The record is from RefSeq and is a predicted model, not a curated record. The coding region runs from base 121 to 1149 and encodes 342 amino acids. The transcript has 4 exons.